CUAGAAUAUUCUUCGAUCCGCUAUAAAACCGGCCAUUGCUUAUUCCAUUCCUUCGAUUUGAUUGAAGACUCUUGUAAAGAGAACACGUAAUUUAAGUAUUUGUUAAAGAAUUGUCUGCAACUGUUUAAUAUUAAGAUGGCUAAAGCACCAGCUGUAGGUAUUGAUUUGGGAACAACAUACUCCUGUGUUGGAGUAUUUCAACAUGGAAAAGUCGAAAUUAUCGCUAAUGAUCAAGGUAACAGAACCACACCUUCGUAUGUGGCUUUCACAGAUACAGAACGUCUCAUUGGAGAUGCCGCCAAAAACCAAGUCGCCAUGAACCCCAACAACACAAUUUUCGAUGCGAAACGUCUUAUUGGUCGUCGGUUUGAAGAUUCGGCCGUACAAUCAGACAUGAAACAUUGGCCUUUCGAAGUUAUCAACGAUGGCGGUAAACCGAAAAUUAAAGUAUCAUACAAGGGGGAAGACAAAUCAUUUUAUCCCGAAGAAGUGAGUUCAAUGGUGCUCACGAAAAUGAAGGAAACUGCCGAAGCGUAUCUUGGCAAAAAUGUCACAAAUGCAGUUAUCACUGUACCUGCUUAUUUCAACGAUUCGCAACGUCAAGCUACCAAAGAUGCCGGAACCAUCGCAGGUCUUCAGGUACUACGUAUUAUUAAUGAACCAACCGCCGCCGCCAUUGCCUACGGUUUAGAUAAGAAAGGACAAGGCGAAAGAAACGUUUUGAUCUUCGAUUUGGGUGGUGGUACUUUUGAUGUAUCAAUUUUAACUAUUGAAGACGGUAUUUUUGAAGUAAAAUCAACUGCUGGAGACACCCACUUAGGAGGUGAAGACUUUGAUAACAGAAUGGUCAAUCAUUUUGUUCAAGAAUUUAAAAGGAAAUAUAAGAAAGAUUUGACUAGCAACAAACGUGCCUUACGUCGUUUAAGAACUAGUUGUGAAAGGGCGAAACGUACACUUUCCUCAUCCACCCAAGCCAGUAUUGAAAUCGAUUCUCUUUUCGAAGGUAUCGAUUUCUACACUUCUAUCACAAGAGCUAGAUUCGAAGAACUCAACGCCGAUUUAUUCAGAUCUACGAUGGAACCAGUUGAAAAGGCCAUCAGAGAUGCCAAGAUGGAUAAAUCUCAAGUGCACGAUAUCGUUUUGGUCGGAGGAUCUACCCGUAUACCAAAGGUCCAAAAACUUUUGCAAGAUUUCUUCAAUGGUAAAGAAUUGAAUAAAUCUAUAAACCCCGAUGAAGCAGUUGCUUAUGGUGCCGCCGUUCAAGCCGCAAUCUUACACGGAGAUAAAUCCGAAGAAGUACAAGAUCUGUUGUUGCUCGACGUCACACCUUUAUCUUUGGGUAUCGAGACCGCUGGUGGUGUGAUGACAGCUUUGAUUAAACGUAACACCACCAUUCCCACCAAACAAACACAAACUUUCACUACCUAUUCUGAUAAUCAACCGGGAGUACUUAUUCAGGUAUACGAAGGAGAACGUGCUAUGACCAAAGAUAACAAUCUAUUGGGUAAAUUCGAGCUAACUGGUAUCCCUCCUGCUCCACGUGGUGUUCCUCAAAUUGAAGUCACCUUCGAUAUCGACGCUAACGGUAUCUUGAACGUAACUGCUGUCGAAAAAUCAACCAACAAAGAAAACAAAAUCACCAUCACUAAUGAUAAGGGACGUUUGAGUAAAGAAGAUAUCGAAAGGAUGGUAAAUGACGCCGAGAAAUACCGCAACGAAGAUGAGAAACAAAAAGCUACCAUUACCGCUAAGAAUCUAUUGGAAUCUUAUUGCUUCAACAUCAAGAGCACCAUGGAGGACGAUAAGAUUAAAGACAAAAUCAGCGAAAGUGACAAGAAUACAGUUAUGGAGAAAUGCAAUGAGGUUAUUGCUUGGUUGGAUGCUAAUCAAUUGGCAGAUAAAGAAGAAUAUGAACACAAACAGAAAGAACUCGAAGGAAUUUGUAAUCCCAUUAUUACUAAACUGUACCAAGGAGCUGGCGGAGCUCCGGGCGGUAUGCCCGGUUUUCCAGGAGCCGGGGCCGCUCCAGGAGCUGGUGGUGCCGCCGGAGGUGCGGGACCAACCAUCGAAGAAGUCGAUUAAAUAUGCAUUCCAAUGUUUUGUUCAAUUUUCGCCAGUAUUACCUUGCAGACAAAGCUUUUCGAAAAUUACUUUUUUUACAGUUUAUCAAUUACUUGUUGUUGAAAUUUGAUUUGUAAUUUUACAGUUUCUGUUCCCGAACAAAAUAAAGUCAAAUCCAUUAAAA
This is a messenger RNA of Diorhabda sublineata, 2245 nucleotides long. It is a transcript of the gene Hsc70-4, whose product is annotated as heat shock 70 kDa protein cognate 4. The record is from RefSeq and is a predicted model, not a curated record. Gene Ontology annotation, molecular function: ATP hydrolysis activity; misfolded protein binding; ATP binding. Gene Ontology annotation, cellular component: plasma membrane; cytosol; cytoplasm. Bases 136 to 2082 code for a protein of 648 amino acids. The transcript has 5 exons. Gene Ontology annotation, biological process: cellular response to unfolded protein; protein refolding; vesicle-mediated transport. NCBI's taxonomy places the organism in Eukaryota, Metazoa, Arthropoda, Insecta, Coleoptera, Chrysomelidae.